Diuraphis noxia (Russian wheat aphid) is the source of this 2396-nucleotide messenger RNA. Its product is annotated as mutS protein homolog 5-like. Gene Ontology annotation, cellular component: nucleus. The record is from RefSeq and is a predicted model, not a curated record. Gene Ontology annotation, molecular function: ATP-dependent DNA damage sensor activity; mismatched DNA binding; ATP binding. Lineage: Eukaryota; Metazoa; Arthropoda; Insecta; Hemiptera; Aphididae. Gene Ontology annotation, biological process: mismatch repair; chiasma assembly.
GGAUCUAAGUAGAAGUGCAACCUGUUCAAGUUAUAUUGAUUUUUCAUCAGUUGAUUAUUCUAACUAUAAUGACGCAAAUGACAUCAAUAAAUCUGAUUAUGAUAUUGCAUUAAACGCUGAUGAUACAGAUGUAUUUCUCUCGAUCUAUUGGAAAAAUGGCAUGUUGGGAGCUGCAUCGUAUAAUAGCCAAAUAUCUGAAAUACAAAUUUUACACGAUGUCAUAGAAAGUAAUUUAGACUUUAAAAUGUUGAAUGCUUUAUUUAUGCAAGUUAGACCUGCAAAUAUUGUAGUAUGUAGUUUACAAGAUGGACAUUUUUUAAAAAUUAUUAAGCAAUUAGCUCAUAACGGCAAAAUAAAUAUGUAUUCUAGUCCAACUAAUACUGAUGAUUAUAAAUCAGAUGAUAAAGUGCAUAUAUUACCCAAACAAUGUUUCAAUUUUAAAACAUGCGAACAAUUAAUUUUAUCCAUGUCAUUGGCACAUGCUCCAAAAAAUGAAAAGUCUCGCAGAAUGUAUUUACGCAGUUUAAUAGAUUUUACUCAAGAGUUGGCUGUAUGUGCAUUAGGUGCAUUAUUACAUUUCAUGGAUACUCCAUUGAUAAAAUUAAGUUUACCAACCAACUWUACAAUAAUGUCAUUAAGAAUUCUUAACAUGGAUAACCUAGUUUGGCUUGGUAUUAGUACAUAUGAGUCAUUGCAAAUAUUUUCUGUACAUGAACACCCAUCUGCAUAUAAAUGGACCAAAAAUUCAACUAAAGAAGGCCCAAGCAUUUUUAGUUUAUUGAACCGGUGUCACUCAGUUCUAGGUUCAAAGUUUUUAAAGAAUAUUUUAGCCCAACCUACCAAAAACAUUGAUGUUAUAAGAUACAGACAUGAAAUUAUAGAAUUUUGCAUUAAACCUUGUAAUGAAAGUGUAAUACUUUCAUUAAUUAAUUGUAUCAAACAUUGUCGUUGUGUGUUAUCUACUGUAGUAAAAAUUAAUGGUGGUAAUGCUUCAAUGUACCAAUGGAAAUUAUUAUUUCAAACAGUUUUAAAUACUGUAACAAUUGGAGAAAUUUGUGAAAGAUAUUCUGAACAAAUUACGUUUUUUGCAAAGAUAAAAGAAACAUUAAAAGAUAGUCUAUAUACUAUGGUUAAUUCUAUGUCCUGUAUAAUUGAUUUUGAAAAAUCUACUAUACAAGAUAGAUUUGUAGUGAAACCCGGAUUCAUACCAGAACUUGAUGAAAAAAAAUCUAAAAUUGAAAACAUAUCUGAACUAUUAGAUGAAAUAACAUUAAAAGAACUACAAGAAUUACCUUCAUACAUUAAUGAGUGUUCAAUACGUAAAAUGCCAGAAAUUGGUUUUUUAUUAUGUCUUCCAUUUUGGAAACCUUUUAAUUUUCAUCUGACAGAUAAUGUAUAUUACAAAACAUCAAGGUGUUAUGGUUUUGCUGAUGUUGCUAAAGAUUUAAAAUUAAUAAAACCUAAUAUACUUCCUAAAGAACAUUGCAUUAUAAACAUAAUUAAUGGUCGACAUAUUUUACAAGAAAAAUAUGUGGAUAAAUUUGUACCUAACAGUUAUCAUUCUUCAAAAUCAAAUCAACCUAUCAAAAUUAUAACAGGUUUAAAUUCAAGUGGAAAAAGUAUUUACUUAAAGCAGGUAGCAUUAAUAUCAUAUCUAUGCCAUAUUGGAUGUUACGUACCAGCUGAGUACACAGAAAUAAGUAUAUUAGAUCAUAUUCAUACAAGAAUUCAAUCAACUGAAUCUGUAAGCUCUUUAAUGUCAGCUUUUAUGGUUGAUCUAAAACAAAUGUCAGUGGCUUUAAAUGAAUCAACAUGUAGUUCUCUUGUAAUAUUAGAUGAAUUUGGAAAAGGUACAUCUGAAAUUAAUGGAUUAGCUUUACUACUAGCAAGUAUUAGUCAUUUUGUGCAUAGGCCAUCACAUUUAUUGCCUCACAUCAUUGUUUCAACUCAUUUUCAUUCUUUACCAAAUCUUCUUCAACAGAUAAUAAAUAAAGAUAUUUUAAAUGGCAGUAUAAAGUACCUAAGCAUGAGCCAUACAAUAGAAAACUCCAAAAUAGUAUGCUUGUAUAAAGUAGAAGAAAAAAUAGAAAACCAAAAUAUGAGUAUGGCUCACAGUAUAGCAGCACAAAAUGGUUUACCAAUGUGUAUCGUUGAAAGGGCUACUAAAGUUCUUCAAUCAAUUCAAUAUGAUGAAUGUAUAAGUCCAAUGACAGAAAAUCUCAGAUAUAAAUUAUUUUCUAGGAGGAGAAAUUUUAUUGAAAAAGUACUCGAUCUAAUGCAAAACAAAAUUACAGAUGAUACUUUCAAAGACUUAGUAGAUGACAUGGAAAAUAUAAGUGGCUAAGAACAUAUUAGACGGUCCUUGGUACAAGAAAUUUGGCCACAUCUUACAAAAC